GAACCGCGGCGGUGGUGUCCGCGACGCCGCGUCUGGCAACCACACGGAUGCGCGAGGAGACGGGGGAAGACGCCAAUCGCCUGCCGUCUCUGCGGGUUACCCCGGGUUUAGCCCGUGAACUUUGGCACACUUAAUUUCAGCGGUCGCACUUUUUUUUCCCUUUGCUGAAACGCGUCGAUCUCUCCGAUGAGCCACGCCGCCGUGCUUUGCUGCACAACAUGUACGUGUGGUUUACCAUUUUAGCCGGACUGGCGCUUCUGCCCUUUCUGCUGAAAACGCGAUUCCCCUAUCUGGGAGAGGACUGCGUGUACACGCUGAGGAGCGUCCUGCUGGGCGCCAGGCUGACUUGGUACAAGAAGAGGAAGCCGUUCUACAGCAUCCUGGACUGCUUCUUGGACGCGGUCGAGAGACACCCCGACAAGACGUUCCUGCACUACGAGGGCCAAGCCUACUCUUACGCGGAGGUGGACAGGCGCAGCACCCGGGUGGCCAGGGCUCUGCGGAGCCACGCCGGCGUGCGGGAGGGGGACAAGGUGGCCCUGUUCUCCGGGAACGAGCCCUGCUUCGUGUGGACAUGGCUGGGCCUGGCCAAGCUGGGCUGCGCCGCGGCGCUGCUCAACUUCAACAUCAGAUCCAAGUCUCUCCUGCACUGUUUCUCCUGCUGCGGAGCCAGGACCCUGAUCGUGUCUGCAGAGCUGCAGGACGCUGUGGAAGAGGUUUUGCCGAAGUUAAGAGAACAGGGCAUCUCUGUGUACAUCCUGUCAGAAGAAUGCAGCACCGAGGGGAUCAACACGUUGUCUGACAAAAUCUCCCAAGCCUCCGAUGAGCCUCUGUCCCGUGAUCUCAGGGCCAACAUCAAUGUUAAGAGCACUGCUCUCUAUAUCUACACCUCAGGCACAACAGGUUUACCGAAAGCAGCGCUCAUCACUCACGAAAGGGUGUGGGCAGCAUCCUUCAUCCAGGCAGUCUCGGGGGUCACAUCAGACGACAUCUUCUACAUCAAUCUCCCGCUCUACCACAGCGCCGGCUUCCUCAUCGGCCUGGCCGGGGCGAUUGAGAGGGGUAUAACCGUUGUUCUGAGGAGAAAAUUCUCAGCCUCUCAGUUCUGGGAGGACUGCAGAAAGUACAAUGUAACAGUGAUGCAGUACAUAGGCGAAACAUUGCGCUACCUCUGCAACACACCCAAGAAAGACAAUGAAAAGGACCACAGAGUAAGGAUUGCCAUCGGCAACGGAGUCCGACUGGACGUCUGGACUGAGUUUCUGGAUCGAUUUGGCGACAUUAAAGUCCGAGAACUGUAUGCUGCCACCGAGGGAAAUAUUGGCUUCAUUAAUUACACUUCCAAGAUAGGUGUGGUCGGACGGGUCAAUUUUCUCCACAGGAGGUUUUUCCCGUACACGUUGAUCAAGUUUGACAUAGAAAAAGAGGAACCCGUCAGGAAUUCACGGGGUCUGUGCGUCAAAGCAGACAGAGGUGAGACCGGCCUUCUGGUGGGAAAGAUUACCAAAAUAUCUCCCUUUAUUGGCUACGCCGGCAACCAAGAGCAGACGGAGAAGAAGAGGCUUCGCGAUGUCCUUAAGAAAGGUGACCUGUACUUCAACUCCGGGGACCUGCUCCGGAUCGACCACGAGAACUUUAUUUACUUUCAGGAUAGAGUCGGAGACACUUUCAGGUGGAAGGGCGAGAACGUUGCCACGUCGGAGGUGGCAGACACUCUGACAACGGUGCACGACAUCCUGGAGGCAAAUGUGUACGGCGUGAAAGUGGAAGGACACGAGGGCAGGAUCGGCAUGGCGGCUCUCAUUCUGCAAGAAGGCAAAGAAUUCGACUGUUCCGAGACCUUCAAGCAAGUCGCAAACUACCUUCCGGCCUACGCAAGACCCCGCUUUUUAAGGAUUCAGAACUGCCUUGAGAUGACAGGGACUUUCAAGAUGAAGAAAAUGAAGCUGGUGGAAGAAGGAUUCGAUCCAGGCCUCAUAAAAGAUCCUUUGUAUUUCCUGGACCUGGAGCGGAAAACGUACGUCCCGCUAACGAAGCAGAUCUACGCCGCAGUGACCUCAGGGGACAUAAAACUCUAAAAGGAAGCCCGGGAUGCUCAGACAAUGUGAAACUACAGAAAAGCUAGAAGUACGUAUACUGAAUGUCGGACCAGCUUGCUCAGCACCAUGUAACUAUGAACAUUAGCCACUAAUCUCAGGGACAGGCGACCGUCGCGACACUCAGAUUGUCAAAGAAGGUUCAUCUGGACACAACGUUUGUUGACACAUACGUUUCAUCACUCAGCUAAGUGACCACCUCAGUCUAAACUGACCGCAGGUAUCCCCAACAGUACAGGACAGUGCCAAACAGCCGAAACCAGCAACCAGUUUCAUAUGCUACAUUCAUAUUCAUACACACUGAUCAUGUGUAGGCGGCACAGUGGUUAGCGCGGUCCCCUCACAGCGAGAACGUCCUGGGUUCGAGUCUCAGGGUAGUCCAACCUUGGGGGUCGUGCCGGUUCGUCCUCUGUGUGGAGUUUGCAUGUUCUCCCCCGCGUCUGUGUGGGUUUCCUCCCACAGUCCAAAGAAAUGUAGGUCAGGUGAAUCAGCCGUACUGGCCCUGUGAUGGCCUGGUCACCUGUCCAGAGUGUCUCCCCGCCUGCCACCCAUUGACUGCUGGGAUAGGUUCCCGCAGCCCCGUGACCCUGAGAGCAGGAUAAGCGGUUCGGAUAAUGGAUGGAUGAUCAUGUGUACUGUUCACAGAGGAUUAGGGGUUUAGGGUCGCCAUCUCACAGCAUUGCGAGUUGGCGACAGGUGUUCUCUGGAUACCUGCAGUCAGUUCCGACUGAAGAGGUCAACUCAGAUGAGGGAUAAAACGUAUCCGUCAGUAAACCUUGUAUCCUGAUGAAAUGAUUCAACUUUCUUUGAUGUUCUUACCUGGAUUGUUGAGCAUGCAUCAAGACACACUCGGAUCAUGUUUUAAUAAGACAGGAGUUAAUGAUAACACAAUUACUGUGCUUUUUUUGUUUUGUUGUACAAAUAGCAUUUUCAUAUACAGGUACUUCUCAUUGUACUUUCAGUGAACUUGUUUUAAAAUGGAUCCCUACGUAAAAUAAUUGUGUACAUGUGCUUUUUAUCCCGUAAGCAAAUCCACUAACAACGUUUUGUAAGUGAAAUAAAGGUGAGAAACCA
Molecule: messenger RNA, 3170 nt
Organism: Lampris incognitus (smalleye Pacific opah)
Lineage: Eukaryota; Metazoa; Chordata; Actinopteri; Lampriformes; Lampridae
Product: hsFATP2a_ACSVL_like domain-containing protein
Exons: 10
Coding region: 219-2078 (619 amino acids)
Molecular function (GO): long-chain fatty acid transmembrane transporter activity; long-chain fatty acid-CoA ligase activity
Source: RefSeq, a predicted model, not a curated record